Molecule: messenger RNA, 621 nt
Organism: Nipponia nippon (crested ibis)
Lineage: Eukaryota; Metazoa; Chordata; Aves; Pelecaniformes; Threskiornithidae
Source: RefSeq, a predicted model, not a curated record
AUGUUCGGGUGAAGCAGGGAGCCAGCCGAAGCGCCCCUCGGGUGGGAGCACCGCCGAGGUAACAUGCGAAAGCAAAACCUCAUCGUCCUGCUUUCUGCCCUGUUGCUGGCCGAAGGAUGUGCCAGGAAUGGCUCUGAUGGUUCAGGAGAUGGAUCGCUGAUAUUAUCCACCGUUACAGUACCACCUCCUCCUGCUACGCGUUCUUUGACCACGGAUGACGGCGAGCCAGUACUUGUCACUGCAAGCGCUACUGAAAGCAUCUUUGAAACAACAAGUACUCCAAGUACUGAACUGAAUGCCGUGAACAAUCAGGACAGCCUAGAAGCAGCAGAACAGUCUAUCUUGAUAUACGUUGUCCCCGCCGUGCUGCUGGCCCUGCUGAUUUUGCUGAUCACAUUUUUUGUAAUACAUCAUAAAAAGAAAAAGUCUAAGCAAGAUGAGCUGGGAAGCGAAAAUGUGAAAAGUCCUAUUUUUGAAGAAGACACACCGUCUGUUAUGGAGAUAGAAAUGGAAGAGCUUGAUAAAUGGAUGAACAGCACGAACAAAAAUGCUGACUGUGAAUGUUUGCCUACUGUAAGAGAAGAAGAAAAAGAAUCAAUAGCCAACCCAAGGUACUUUUAA